This is a messenger RNA of Serpula lacrymans var. lacrymans S7.9, 1986 nucleotides long. RefSeq lists its product as uncharacterized. Gene Ontology annotation, molecular function: nucleic acid binding. The transcript is spliced from 6 exons. NCBI's taxonomy places the organism in Eukaryota, Fungi, Basidiomycota, Agaricomycetes, Boletales, Serpulaceae. Bases 1 to 1986 code for a protein of 661 amino acids. The record is from RefSeq and is a predicted model, not a curated record.
AUGGUCUUCCACGCAUUAUCUGAACAUGUCAAGCACAUCAGGCAGCUGCAUAUGCAGAAUAAUGUGCUGCAGCAAGCAGUUGAUGCAUACUGUGCCGAGCUUGCCAAAACAGAGAAUGAAAAAAGGAAGGGAGUACAAACCAUUGCUGAUGAGUUUGGGAUCUCUUUGCAGUACACAACUAUUCAUAACCAUGCAACAGGAAGAACAGUCCUGAUGUUGGCAUUUAAUGCAACAAAACAGAAGCUUCUGCCUUCAGAAGAGCUCACAAUGGCCCACUUCCUUCUCGAGUCAGCCAAACAUGCUGCAGACACACUGGGAAAGAGUCUUGAUACCCAGAGAAUCAAGGCUCUGAACCCUCCAAAUGUCAAGCAUUGGUUUGCAUUAAUCAAAGAGCAUAUUGUGAAAAAGGGUAUCCUACCGGAGGACAUCUACGGAAUGGAUGAAUCAGGUUUCCCUCUGUCAGGGAGCACUGCCGCACGCCAAUAUGGCACUACACUUGCCCCAAUGAUUAUCUACAAAGGGCAAAAUUUCAUGCAAAAAUGGAAUGAUAACAAUGUUGCCCACACUUUGAUUUGCCACUCGCAAAAUAGAUGGACAGACAGUGAACUCUGUUUAGAUUGGAUAAUCAAUGACUUUGAUCCCCAAACAAAGACAAAAGCGGAUGGACAAACUGGAGUGCUCCUCAUGGAUGGGCACAGUUCCCAUUUCACUCCCAAGCUCCUUGAGUAUGCCAUGGAAAACAACAUCAGUAUACCCGGUUACCCACCACCCAUGCUCUUCAAAGCCUUGAUGUUCGAAGAGGUUGCUCAGUUCCAUGCAACUCAUCGAAGGGGGGUCAAGAAAACUGACUUUACUGGCACAUUUGGGCGCUCAUUCCUACGUGCAUUUACUCCAGACUUGAUCCAGAGUGCAUUUUGCGUGACGGGAGUGCAUCCGUUUGAUCCCAAGGUGAUCACACCAGAUCAAAUGAAGCCGAGUGAAGAGACUUCAACUCAUGGCAAGUUCCCACUGUCUUACCCAACUCCUGUUUGUGCAGUGUUGUCAGCAUUCUCAAACUAUCAGCCUACAUCAUUUGAGCUCUUGCCAAGCACACACACUGGCCAAACACUGCAGCAAGACCAUCAAGAUUUCCUGGUAGCCUUGAUUCACCGUCCCCCACAAGAAUGCGUCUACCACAUAGAGCCGCCCGUGGAUUCCCCAUCAAAGAGGAUGUGUCUGACGACAGGAUCUCUGUCACGGACUUCUUCUGGCUCAUUUUUGGCAUCAAAAGCAAGGAUGGGGAAAGGACAUGCCAUCAUUGAACCCAUCUUCCAAAAGCCUGCCAUACUCCCAGCACCUGACUGGAGGUUAUUGACACCUUCACAGCCAUCCUCAGGUAGUGUCGACGGUGAUUUGUUCUGGAAAACAUGGGCGCUACACCUUGAGGAGUCCCUACGCCGCACAAAGCAGCUCCUUUCUGCUCACAAGGAUAUUAGCGCAGGUCAGAAUGCUCAAAUUGUGAUUCAAGACCUCACCUUGCGUAAACUCAAUAAAACACUCAACAAAAACAACAAGAAGAAGGGAUCUGACCAAACCAAGCUGUAUCCAAAAGGAAAUGGGUGCCACAUGAUGGAAAGGCAGUUCGUUGAUGAACUGAGGCAAGACCAAGCACAGCGGAACGAAAAGGCAAGGGAGAAAGCACAGAGGAAAACUAACAGAGAAGCGAGGAAGGGGGAAGGAGCAGAGUUGGAGGAACAAUGGAAGGCCAUCAAAGAACAGCACAAUGCUGCUGUGAAGGCCUGGGAAGCUGAAUGCAAGCAAUUGGAGGUGGAGGGUGUGCGGAAGAAAGAUUGGCCUAAAAAGCCGGAACGAGCGCUGAAGCCUAAGCAUGCACAAGUGCCGAGUGCUCCGCAAGGCGGCGAGAAUAGUGCAGAAGAAGGAAGGGGUGAAAGACUGGUUGACAAAGGCAAUGUUAACAGCGAGGAGACAACAGAUGACAAUGAGUGA